Messenger RNA from Exserohilum turcica Et28A, 2012 nucleotides. RefSeq lists its product as uncharacterized. Gene Ontology annotation, molecular function: NADH dehydrogenase activity. The record is from RefSeq and is a predicted model, not a curated record. Bases 78 to 1793 code for a protein of 571 amino acids. The transcript has 3 exons. Lineage: Eukaryota; Fungi; Ascomycota; Dothideomycetes; Pleosporales; Pleosporaceae.
CCUCUCUCUCUUCUCCAUCCUCUCUGCCCGUCCUGCCAUUGACUCUUUGGCGCUCUCCCACCGCCCCUGGACUCGCAAUGGCUGCCCCGAUGAGGCCGCUCGCCGCCAACGUGCUCUCGCAGGUGCAGCACGCUAACCGCAGGACCUUCACCACACAAUUCAUGGCCACCAGGGCGCGAUGGACGCCCCGGCCCACGCACAACCAGAUCGCCCUGCGCCAGUCUGUCCGCCACCAGUCGACGGCCGGCCCCAAGCCCAAGCGCUUCCGCCUGCUGCGCUGGACAUGGCGCCUCACCCAGCUGUCCGUCAUCGCCGGCCUGGGAUACGUCGGAUACGGCAUCUACGAGACGCGCAACCCCGCGGACCAGGCGCCGCCCGACCCGACCAAGAAGACGCUCGUCGUCCUCGGUACCGGCUGGGGCUCCGUCUCCCUGCUCAAGAAGCUCGACACGGAAAACUACAAUGUCGUCGUCGUCUCGCCCCGCAACUACUUCCUCUUCACCCCGCUGCUCCCCUCGUGCACCGUCGGCACCAUUGAGCACCGCUCCAUCAUGGAGCCCAUCCGCAACUUUCUGCGCCACAAAAAGGCCCAGGUCAAGUACUACGAAGCAGAGGCCACCAAGAUCGACUACGACCGCAGGAUUGUCUACAUCAGCGACGACUCGGACAUCAAGGGCGACGUCUCCAAGACCGAGGUUCCCUUUGACAUGCUGGUGGUUGGUGUCGGAGCCGAGAACGCGACUUUUGGUAUCCCGGGUGUCAGGGAGAACGGCCUCUUCCUGAAAGAGGUCGGCGAUGCCCAGCGUAUCCGCAACCGCAUCAUGGACUGCUGCGAGACGGCCACGUUCAAGGACCAGUCUGAGGAGGAGAAGAAGCGCCUGCUUCACAUGGUCGUCGUCGGUGGCGGUCCUACCGGUGUCGAAUUCGCCGGUGAACUGCAGGACUUUUUCCACUCGGACCUGAAGAAGUGGCUGCCAGAGAUCCAGGACAACUUCAAGGUGACGCUGGUCGAGGCGCUGCCCAACGUCCUGCCCAUGUUCUCCAAGCAGCUCAUUGACUACACGGAGAAGACGUUCAAGGAGGAGACGAUUGACAUUCGCACAAAGACCAUGGUCAAGAAUGUCACGGACAAGUACAUUGAGGCCGAGUCCUCGGGUCCCGACGGCAAGAAGCAGCUCGAGCGCAUCCCCUAUGGUCUUCUCGUCUGGGCCACCGGCAACGCUCUCCGCCCCAUUGUCAAGGACCUCAUCAACCAGAUCCCCGCCCAAAAGGACUCGCGCCGCGGUCUCGCCGUCAACGAGUACUUGGUUGUCAAGGGCACCGAGAACGUCUGGGCAGUCGGCGAUUGCGCCGUCGCCAACUACGCUCCCACUGCCCAGGUUGCUGCCCAGGAGGGUGCUUUCCUCGCGCGCAUGUUCAACAACAUGGCCAAGACGGCCGAGAUUGAAAAGGAGCUCUCGCAACUGUCUGUCGAGCAAGAAAAGGCACCCAGCAAGGAGGCCCGUGACAAGGUCUUUGGCGAGAUCAAGUCUCUGCAGCAGAGGCUGAGGAGGAUCAAGUCGAUUGGUCCGUUUGAGUACUCUCACCAGGGCUCGCUCGCCUACAUUGGCUCGGAGAAGGCCGUUGCCGACAUUUCGUGGUUUGCGGGAAACAUUGCCUCUGGCGGCACCAUUACCUAUAUUUUCUGGCGCUCGGCCUACCUCAGCAUGUGCUUUAGCACUCGCAACAGGAUACUCGUCAUGAUGGACUGGGCCAAGGCUAAGAUUUUUGGCCGCGAUGUUUCGCGCGUGUAAGAUUUUUUUUUUGGAUUCUUCGAGAUUCUGACGACUUUUUAUCCUCGCCCUUGUGAUAUCCUUUUUGGGGAAUAGAAGAGGAAAGGAAAGGAAGACAAAGUUGAAGACUAUUUUUUCUUUUCUUACAAGAGGGAUAAAGGAAAUACUUGCUCUUCUUCUUCUUCUUCUUUCUUGUGGGGGGCAGCAAAGAUACUUCAUUUGGAUACACACACAUCACCC